Molecule: messenger RNA, 1783 nt
Organism: Ziziphus jujuba (common jujube)
Lineage: Eukaryota; Viridiplantae; Streptophyta; Magnoliopsida; Rosales; Rhamnaceae
Product: beta-glucosidase 44
Exons: 11
Coding region: 101-1624 (507 amino acids)
Biological process (GO): carbohydrate metabolic process
Molecular function (GO): beta-glucosidase activity
Source: RefSeq, a predicted model, not a curated record
CACUGCUCAACACUGAGUUUCCUUCUUCUUUCUUCUUCUACUUUUCCAUUCUAUUCUCAAAAAGUUGAGCAGAGCUAUAAAAAAAAAAAAUUUAGAAAAAAUGAGAGUGCCAAAGAUGGUAUUAAUGGUGGUUGGUCUUUCUCUUGUGCUGUGGGCAGCAAAUGCAGAAUUUGCUGAUACUAUAAAAUUGGACACCGGUGGGUUGCGCAGAGCCAAUUUUCCAUCCGGCUUCAUCUUUGGAACGGCGUCGUCUGCUUAUCAAGUCGAAGGAAUGGCCGACAAGGCUGGCCGUGGACCAAGCAUUUGGGAUGUGUUCGCCAAAAUUCCCGGAAUUAUUGCAGAAAAUGCAACCGCAGAAGUGACGGUGGACCAGUACCAUCGCUAUAAAGAAGAUAUUGAUAUUAUGAAACACCUGAACUUUGAUGCCUAUCGCUUUUCAAUUUCAUGGUCCAGAAUUUUCCCAGAGGGUACUGGAAAAAUAAAUUGGGAAGGAGUUGCAUACUACAAUAGGUUGAUUGACUACAUGCUUAAAAGAGGAAUUACUCCAUUUGCAAAUCUAUAUCAUUAUGAUCUUCCUCAAGAACUUGAGGAUAGGUAUAUGGGAUUGUUAAGUGACAAAGUGGUAAAGGAUUACGCGGACUAUGCAGAUUUUUGUUUCAAGACAUUUGGAGACAGAGUGAAGAACUGGUAUACCUUCAAUGAACCAAGAGUAACAUCUGCCCUUGGUUAUGAUAAUGGAUUUUUUGCACCAGGAAGGUGCUCUAAAGCUUUUGGAAACUGUACGGCUGGGAAUUCAGCAACUGAGCCUUAUAUUGCAACACAUAACUUGAUUUUAGCUCAUGCAGCUGCUGUACAAAGAUACCGCGAAAAGUACCAAAAAACACAAAAGGGAAGGAUUGGAAUUCUUUUAGAUUUUGUAUGGUAUGAGCCUCUUACCCGAGGAAUAAAAGACCAAUAUGCAGCACAAAGGGCAAGAGACUUUCACAUUGGAUGGUUCAUCCACCCACUAACAUAUGGCGAGUAUCCAAAAACAAUGCAAGAAAUAGUUGGUGAUAGACUGCCUAAGUUCACUGAAGAUCAGGUUAAACUUGUGAAAGGCUCAUUUGAUUAUUUGGGUAUUAACCAGUAUACUUCUUACUACAUGUAUGCUCCACAUACCCCACCAAAGGCCUUGGGUUACCAGGAGGAUUGGCAUGUGGGUUUUGCUUACUCGAAAAAUGGAGUUCCUAUUGGUCCAAAAGCAAAUUCUUAUUGGCUUUACAAUGUACCAUGGGGUAUGUACAAGGCUUUGAUGUACGUAAAGGAUCGGUACCAAAACCCUACUGUAAUUUUAUCAGAAAAUGGCAUGGAUGAUCCUGGUAAUGUGACAAUUCCUGAAGGAUUAUAUGACACCACGAGGAUCAACUACUACAGAAAUUAUAUACGCCAAAUGAAGAAGGCAAUAGAUGAUGGUGCAAAUGUUAUUGGGUAUUUUGCAUGGUCAAUCGUGGACAAUUUUGAAUGGAGAUCAGGAUACACAUCCAGAUUUGGCAUCGUCUAUAUAGAUUGGAAGAACAAUCUCAAGAGGAUUCCCAAGUUGUCUGCCUAUUGGUUCAGGCAAAUACUAAGCUCUGUUACAAAUUAGUGUCUUUGUUUAAGAUUUAGAGAAUAGUUUUUAUGCAAUUUUUAAUGUUUGGGAGAGUGGUAGUUUCUGCUGUUUUAGUGUUUUCCUUUUCUAGUUUGUUAAAAACUACCAUUGGUAUGCUCAUAAUAUUAAUAAAAAAUUUCCAAUAGCCUUUCUUUA